This is a messenger RNA of Homalodisca vitripennis (glassy-winged sharpshooter), 2912 nucleotides long. Its product is annotated as P2R1A-PPP2R2A-interacting phosphatase regulator 1. Lineage: Eukaryota; Metazoa; Arthropoda; Insecta; Hemiptera; Cicadellidae. Gene Ontology annotation, molecular function: protein serine/threonine phosphatase inhibitor activity. The record is from RefSeq and is a predicted model, not a curated record. The coding region runs from base 478 to 1377 and encodes 299 amino acids. The transcript is spliced from 5 exons.
AGCAACGCGACAAUAAGUUUUGAGGUUAUGUUUAUUUAUUUCAAGACUUAGUCUGAAUAAUUGCGAUUGAUUGUGCUUUUUAUUUCUCACAAAGUGAUCAUGACACGUUUGUAUAAGUACUGUACUGCUGUUAUGUGACAGUCGUGUUGAAUUAACUUAUUGAAGUCCUUAAACAGAUGGUCUAGUUGUAUUUGUUAUUGUCAAUAUGGAUUUUAAAUCAGCUGUGUAAGAGAAUUGGAUGUAUGGGCGUUUUGUUUUCUUAUGGCACUGUGUUAAAGUCAUAAUAAACAUAUUUUCUGGGUACUAUUAUCUUAUGCUUUUGUAAGCGACCGAAGUAGUAUACAUCCCUUGUAAAAUUUAUUUUUUUAAAUUUUACAAGUGCCCAUUACUGGGGGUUUAUUAUAUUCAAUUUGAUAUUUUCAUAACAAAUGCUUUGGCAUAAUAAUUUUACUCUUCUUUUUAUGUAUACCUUACACAAUGUCCAAUCCACCAGUGAAAAUGGAAGUUGACAACCCAGCAGUAUUGAAAAGAUCCAGUAGUGCACCAAUGAUUAAUGAGUUAAGUUCUUCUACAAUGACCACAUCAACAUCAACUGCCACAACUUCAAGGGAGUCUAUGACUUUCAAUGUAUUUUCGUCAGCUAUGCCGCGUACAAGAAGGUUUAGUGCAAGCAGUUUCAGCCCCCACCCGCACUCACCAACUCUGCUGAACCCACGCCUCACACCGCGCGUCAGCCAACUGCGCCAGGAGGAGUGUCUGGAUGUGGCAGUUGGCCGUGAGACUGCACAUGAGCGGGAGCUCAACAACACUAUGGUCAUGUCCCAGUCAUGGGAGGAUCUUACAAUUGUUGGCACUUCUCCCAAGUGUGAUGGGGAGGAGAAGAGCUGCAAGCCACGGGUCGGUCUGUGUGAUCCCCUCCACCUUCACCUGCCCUCUCUCUCACCGGUGUGUUCUUCCCCCUCCCCUACUCGGACGCUGUCAAGGCAGAUGUUCUCUCCCACCAUGUGGAAAACUAACCUCUCGCCCAGUCCAACCAGGAAGUUCACGACCAGGAGGAGCUUAAGUCCAAUUGCAAUGCGACCAUCAUCUCUGGGCCCUGUUAAACGCAAGUUUGAUUUGGAUGAUAACGAGCCGCCAGCCAAACGUACCAGCAUCGGGCUUCUAAUGCCUCAAUCAAGAUUGGACGUGACUGCCAGUCCUCUGCCUGGUUCAUUAAGUUCAGUUGGCACCCCUGAAUCAUUGUCCAGUGGGGACUCACCAGGUGGCUUCAGCUACCGGAACAUGGACAGUCCGAACACUACAGUGGACCAUAGCUCCGAACAUCCAACCGAUCAUCCAAUGCAGGACUUGACUAAGUCUGACGCUAACCCAUCCUAACCACUAGAAACUUCUUACAUGUUUCUACGCUUAUUUAUUAUCAUCCUAGUCUGUAGCCAGUAGAUGACUAUCGUCUUAACAGGUUGAUUAGACUUUUAAAGUCAACCUCACUUUUAAAGUAGCUUUUCCAAUAGUUAUAGGAUGUCCUGUUCACAACGAUUACCCAUUGACCACUUCUUCAUCAAUAGAAUACCAAUAAAUAGUCAUAUUAGAUAGUUUUUAAAAUAUCCAUCAAUCUGGGAAUAUUGGAUUGCCUAAUACAUAAAAGUAAUUUUACUGUAGAUACUGUGAUUUAUAUUAUUUAUUUUUAAUUUUUCUAAGUAUCUGUACUUGUUUUUGUUAUUUGAUGUGUAGUUGUUGACAAUCACAAACUAAUUAUAAUGACUUCUACGUAUUUAUGAGCGAUUGUCAUAGUUGAUAAUCUUGAUAUUUCUAUUGAUACAUUUCCACUUGGUAAAUUGACCUUAUAUCCUUAUCGAAAUAUUUCUUAAAUCUAUGUACUGUAAGUGCUGGUGUUAUUUGCAUUUCCUAAAUAAAAUAUUGUACAAAGUUCCAUCUUUAAUAGUAAAAAUAAAAAUUGGUCAUAAUAUUAAUACCAUAAUUUUUGGCUGAAUGAUUGCAUAAGUUAGAAACUGAUGUAAACCUCUGUGUUCCUCAAAUUUCACAGAAAGGUUGAAUUCUUGUGACAGACUUUAAUUUUCUGCAACUCUCAUGGACAAGAAGCCAAACUGUAACAUUGUUGAUUGAAUCAAACAUGUUCUUACAUGGAACUCAAAAGUCCAAUAGUGUUAUUACAGUAAAUAAAAAACAUGUAGUUUACAUAAAACUGUAUGGAUUUCAAGUCAUUCAUUCAAGAGCUGGGACAAAUCUUCAGUAUGCCAAUUUAAUGAUCCCCCUCCCAGUUAUAUGAUAAACAAAUUAAUCUUAUCAUACAUAUUUCUUUACCCCAUAACAAAUUAGAUCACAAUCUUACAGGCCUUAUAUGACUUAAGUAAAUUUUAUAAUAAUCCCCCUUUGAUUAUCAAAAAUCCCACUUACAGGUUUAUUAUUUGAAUUAAUUCUUUGAGUAUGCUUUAAAUCUAGAAUGUGUUGCUGGUCUAAAAUCUUCUAACACAUUUUACACAUUUAUGUCUGUGGUUUCCUAAUUAUCUAUUGCAGUGGCUUGUUACUCAAAAUUGUGUAAGUACACCAAUAGAUCAAGGAUGUCAUAGUGUAGGAGAGUGCUGGAAAAAUACAUAAUCUUCAGAGAGUAAAUAUAAAAAUACAUAAGCUUAAGAGAGUAAAUACAAAUGUUAAUAAAAAAUAAGAUUGUAAUGUGUAUAAACCAUGUGACUAGCAGUUGGAAAUUGAGAAUAAUACAUUUUUUAAAUAAUUUAUUUAAAUUAACAUCAGGUUUAUUUAAAAUACCAGCUAAUAAGAAAUGAGAUGUAUGAAUUGUUAAUGUAAAUAUGUGAAAUUGUGCCUGAUAACAUGGAUCUUGAUUUUUUUAUCUGUAAUGGGAUGGGAAUAUAUUUGGUACCGACCUUCCCCCUGUA